This is a messenger RNA of Cyprinodon tularosa, 1622 nucleotides long. It is a transcript of the gene eno3, whose product is annotated as enolase 3, (beta, muscle). Gene Ontology annotation, cellular component: phosphopyruvate hydratase complex. Gene Ontology annotation, biological process: glycolytic process. The transcript is spliced from 14 exons. NCBI's taxonomy places the organism in Eukaryota, Metazoa, Chordata, Actinopteri, Cyprinodontiformes, Cyprinodontidae. The record is from RefSeq and is a predicted model, not a curated record. Bases 164 to 1468 code for a protein of 434 amino acids. Gene Ontology annotation, molecular function: phosphopyruvate hydratase activity; magnesium ion binding.
CUGCCUCUCCUUCCUGCCCCUCCUCCCUCUGCACCAGGCAGCUAUAAAAAACCCUCAGAGACAAGGACAGGCACUUUCCACGUCAGUCAGACGGACAGAGGGACAGUCAGACGGCCCGAGACGACCCCUUCCUCUCUUCUUAGAGCUUCGCCUCUCAGUCAGGAUGUCUAUCACCAAGAUUCACGCUCGUGAGAUUCUGGAUUCCAGAGGAAACCCCACCGUGGAGGUGGACCUGUGGACAGCAAAAGGUCUCUUCAGGGCUGCCGUCCCUAGCGGGGCCUCCACUGGAGUCCAUGAGGCCCUGGAGCUCCGUGAUGGAGACAAGAGCCGUUACCUGGGCAAAGGUACCCAGAAGGCUGUGGACCACGUCAACAAGGAGAUCGCCCCCAAGCUGAUUGAGAAGAAAAUUAGCGUCGUAGAGCAGGAGAAGAUCGAUAAGUUCAUGCUGGAGUUGGAUGGCACAGAGAACAAAUCUAAGUUCGGUGCUAACGCCAUCCUGGGCGUGUCCCUGGCCGUCUGCAAGGCCGGAGCAGCGGAGAAGGGAGUUCCUCUCUACCGCCACAUCGCCGACCUCGCCGGACACAAGGAUGUCAUUCUUCCUGUUCCUGCCUUUAAUGUGAUCAAUGGCGGCAGCCACGCUGGAAACAAACUGGCCAUGCAGGAGUUUAUGAUUCUUCCAGUUGGAGCUUCAAACUUCCAUGAGGCCAUGAGGAUUGGAGCAGAGGUCUACCACAACCUGAAGAAUGUCAUCAAAGCCAAAUACGGCAAAGAUGCCACCAACGUGGGAGAUGAGGGUGGCUUCGCCCCCAACAUCCUGGAGAACAAUGAGGCCCUGGAGCUGCUGAAGACGGCCAUUGAGAAGGCUGGGUACCCUGAUAAGAUCAUCAUCGGCAUGGACGUGGCUGCCUCUGAGUUCUACCGCAAUGGAAAGUACGACCUGGACUUCAAGUCUCCUGAUGACCCAUCCAGACACAUCAGCGGAGAGAAGCUUGGAGACCUGUACCGCAGCUUCAUCAAGGGCUACCCUGUUCAGUCCAUUGAGGAUCCGUUUGACCAGGAUGACUGGGAACAGUGGGCUAAAUUCACCUCCUCUGUAGACAUCCAGAUCGUAGGAGACGAUCUGACAGUGACCAAUCCAAAGAGGAUCCAGCAGGCCGUGGAGAAGAAGGCCUGCAACUGUCUUCUGCUCAAAGUCAACCAGAUCGGUUCUGUCACCGAGUCCAUCCAGGCGUGUAAGCUGGCGCAGAGCAGUGGUUGGGGUGUGAUGGUCAGCCAUCGUUCUGGAGAGACUGAAGACACCUUCAUCUCUGACCUGGUGGUUGGACUCUGCACUGGACAGAUUAAAACCGGCGCCCCCUGCAGGUCAGAACGUCUGGCCAAAUACAACCAGCUGAUGAGGAUCGAGGAGGAGCUCGGAGACAAGGCCAAGUUCGCUGGGAAGGACUUCCGCCACCCAAAGAUCAACUGAGACUCCGCCUGGCCCCGUCACCGUGCCAACUGACUGACACCUGAUUACCCCUGGGGUUUAAGCCCCGCCCUCCCAGCUGUUAUUCCAUAAAUGUUGUUUUCUAUAAAAACUCAAACAGAGUAAACAGAAACAAAUAAAAGCAUUUUUUCGAGUC